Molecule: messenger RNA, 2351 nt
Organism: Ogataea polymorpha
Lineage: Eukaryota; Fungi; Ascomycota; Pichiomycetes; Pichiales; Pichiaceae
Exons: 2
Coding region: 30-1340 (436 amino acids)
Cellular component (GO): intracellular membrane-bounded organelle; membrane; cortical endoplasmic reticulum
Molecular function (GO): sterol binding
Source: RefSeq, a predicted model, not a curated record
UUUUUUUGUAUCAAGCCAAUUGAGUCAAGAUGCCUUCUUUCGCCUCCAAGCUUCUUGGCAAAACGGGUUCAGACAAGGAAAAGCAUCAGGAGAAAAACGUUUCCGAUGACAUUGAGGAUAUCGAUGAAGUGGAUGAUCAGGGUCAGUCCAUUUUAAUGGGAAUUAUCUCGCAAUUGCGGCCAGGAUCGGACUUGUCUCGAAUCACGCUUCCUACCUUUAUUCUGGAGAGGAAAAGCAUGUUGGAGCGGAUUACCAACCAAUUGCAACAGCCGGACAUACUUUUGGCUGCUCAUUCGGCGACCGACCCGGUUGAGCGGUUUGUCACUGUGGUGAAGUGGUACAUGUCUUGCUGGCACAUUGCUCCGAAAGCGGUUAAGAAGCCAUUGAACCCGAUUCUGGGAGAGUACUUUACGUGUUACUGGGACCUUCCUAAUGGGUCUCAGGCAUACUACGUUGCUGAGCAAACAUCUCACCAUCCCCCAAAAUCCUCCUAUUUCUACAUUAUUCCAGAUCAUAACAUCAGAGUGGAUGGAAUAGUUGUUCCGAAGUCCAGGUUUUUAGGCAACUCCACCGCAGCAAUCAUGGAGGGUGUGACGAAGCUUUCCUUUUUGGACAUCGUUGACGAAGAAACCGGCGAUUGCGAGAUCUAUACAAUGACACAGCCAAACAUGUAUGCCAGAGGUAUUCUAUUUGGAACUUUGAAGUUCGAGCUUGGAGACCACUUGUUAUUGCAAUGUCCUAGAAACAAUUUAAUUGCGGACAUCGAAUUCAAAACCAAAGGGUUCAUUUCCGGUUCCUACAAUGUGAUUGAGGGUCAGAUCAAGAAUUCCAAGACAGGUGAGGUGCUGUACGAAUUGAGUGGAAAGUGGUCGGAAGAGAUGUAUAUCAAAGAUACCAAGACCGGCAAGAAAUCGGUCUUUUUCGAUUGCCAGCACAGCACACCUUUGAAGCCAAAGGUGAGAGAUAUUUCUGAGCAAGGGGCUUACGAAAGCCGCAGGUUGUGGAAGAAGGUGACUGAUGCUCUUGCGCAGCGCGACCAUCACACCGCUACAGAUGAGAAAUUCAAGAUUGAGGAGGAACAGAGAGUCCAGCAGAAAAAACGUGAAGAAGAGGGCGUGGAUUUUCAUCCAAAGCUGUUCAAACAGAUGCCUGUUGCCGAGACCGCUCGCAAGGGCAACGAAAACUUGGAGUAUGUGAUCUAUAAAGACAAGGUGCUGAAUAAAGACCUCAAAGCGCACAACCCAGAAGAUUUGCGGAAACAUAUAUUUGAAAUUGCGCCGUUCCUUCCGGGCCAGCAGUUCAACCCCGAGUUUGAGAUUCCAGCUUACAAGAAGUCCUAGAUAGACUACCCGCUUUAAUGGACUAUAUAAGAUUUUCUCGAGUUGCGAGCGGCCCCAUAUCUUAUGUACAAUUGUUUUCUAAUGAGCAUUCCUUCGAAUUUUUGUUUCAAAAGCGCAUCGUUAUCCAGUGGAACAGGUUUAUUCUUGCUCACAAGCUGUCUCGACCUGACGUCAAUCAAGUAGUCUCCCUCCCGUUCAAAUUCCUCGUACUCCUGCUUAUACAGGGAGCAAACAUCCAAGCCCAAAUAAAGCCCAAGCUGCAGCUUCACGUAGUAUAAAGAGUAGCUUGCAGUACUCAUCUGCUCACCCCAGAGUCCAAUUUCUUCAUAUAUUCGCAACAGCUCUUGUUCUUCGAAGUAUUCUGGUGAACCUCUCAAUUCACCGCCUAACCUCUUGAGCUCCCAAAUAAAAUAAUCGCUCUUUCCAGUUAGAAUCUCAAGCAAAGCCAACCACAUCGAAAAAUCGCCAAAAUGCGUCUUACAGUAGUCCCAUAUCCUUUCAUACAAUAUCCGCAGAAGGCCUCUGCAUCGGCAACUCGCCAGAAGAACACGCAGGAAUGAACACGCAUAGUAAUUACGUGGAUGAGAGGUAACAGAGAGGAGGAUUAAGUCAACCAUUUCGUUCAGAGACGAGCAAUCAAGCGUCUCGAGUUUAGCAACCGACGACUUUCUGAAAUAAAACCAUAGGUUUGCUGACUUAUUGGUUUUUGCCAAAUCACAGCUUAAAAGCGUGCUCAGACAGUUGUAAUGAUAACCAGGUGCGAAAGGAUCAGUCAAUAUGAUUUUGUUGAGUGCGCUUUCAUUGAGUAAAAUGGCACGAUGGUCCUCUGGAGUCGUAAUCAAAACACCAAUUGAUGCGUAAUAUAAUUGCCAGUCAUCAAUAUACUUCUCUGUAUCAAGAACUUGCUUGCAAUCCUUGAAUAUACUGAUUAUUGUUUUCUUGGAAACAAGUAUCUCCAUAAUACCCGUUUUUGCAUCCUCAAAAAUUACAAUUGGGCCUUUACUGAAAAAC